ACGGAGAGAAGCUAAACUCCGGGGUGGGGUUGGACGAUGCUCGCUUCUCCCUGGAGGAAGAGAUCUUCAAGGCGACGCGUAACAAACAAAUAACACAACAUGGGAAACCCAGAAAUUAUAACUGAAGCUUAUGUGGCUGUCAUUCGUCCAAAGAAUUCUGCAAGCCUGAAUUCUCGUGAAUAUCGUGCGAAAUCAUAUGAGAUUUUGUUGCUUGAAGUUCCCAUUGAAGGACAUAAGAAGAAGAGAAGGAAAAUGUUAUUGGAAACUAAACUUCAAGGGGGCAGUGAUGUAACCCAAAGCAUUUUGGAUUAUAUAGUAGAAACCACCAAACCAAUUUCACCAGGAAAUCAAGGUAUUAAAGGAAAACGAGUUCUGUUAAUGAAGACAUUUCCUCUUGAUGGUGAGAAGACAGGCAAGGAUGCAUCUCUUUUUGUUGUACCAUCAGUUGUCAAAGAUAAUACAAAAUAUACAUACAGUCCAGGAUGCCCAGUUUUCUACUGCUUUCAAGACAUCAUGAGGGUCUGCAGUGAAUCCAGUUCUCAUUUUGCUACAGUUACAGCUAGAAUGUUAAUUUACCUGGAUAAAUGGUUAGAAGAACGGCAUUCACAGUCGCAUUCGAUCCCAGCUUUAUUCAGACCAUCUCCCUUAGAACGGAUUAAAACAAAUGUCACAAACCCUGCAUAUGCUAUUGAACCUGGGCAGACAGAGAGCUCUCUUCACAUGGGAUAUACUGCAUUAGAAAUCAAAAGUAAAAUGCUGGCACUUGAGAAGGCAGAUAUAUGCAUCUACAACCCUUUAUUUGGCUCCGAUCUUCAGUAUACCAAUAGGGUUGACAAAGUGGUUAUAAAUCCAUAUUUCGGACUUGGAGCCCCAGACUAUUCAAAAAUACAGAUUCCAAAACGUGAAAAAUGGCAACGCAGCAUGAGCAGUGUCAUGGAAGACAAGGAACGUCAGUGGGUUGAUGAUUUUCCUCUCCAUCGUAGUGCUUGUGAAGGAGAUUCUGAGUUGUUGAGUCAACUUCUAGAUGAAAACUUUUCAGUUAACCAGUUGGACAGUGACCACUGGGCACCUAUCCAUUAUGCAUGUUGGUAUGGAAAAGUUGAAGCUACUCGAAUGCUGUUAGAAAAAGGAAAAUGCAACCCAAAUUUGCUGAAUGGACAGCUUAGCUCUCCUCUUCAUUUUGCUUCUGGGGGAGGGCAUGCUGAUAUUGUUCAGAUUCUUCUAAACCAUCCAGAAAUUGACAGACAUAUUACUGAUCAACAAGGAAGAACUCCUCUGAACGUCUGCGAAGAGAACAAACAAAAUGAGUGGGGAAAAACAGCUAAUUUGCUGAAAGAGGCCAUAAAUAAACAAUAUGAAAAAGUGCGAAUUUACCGAAUGGAUGGGUCAUACCGCUCUGUGGAGUUGAAGCAUGGAAACAACACUAGUGUGCAACAGAUAAUGGAAGGAAUGCGCCUUUCUCAAGAAGCACAGCAGUACUUCACGAUAUGGAUCUGUUCUGAAAACCUUAGUCUCCAGCUGAAGCCAUAUCAUAAGCCUCUGCAGCAUGUUCGUGACUGGCCUGAAAUACUCACCGAGCUAACUAACCUGGAUCCUCAAAGGGAAACUCCACAGCUUUUCCUGAGGAGGGAUGUGAGACUUCCUCUAGGCGUUGAAAAAAAGAUUGAGGAUCCACUGGCUAUUCUUAUCCUAUUUGAUGAGGCCAGGUACAAUUUGUUGAAGGGUUUCUAUACCUCACCAGAUGCCAAGCUGAUAACACUUGCAAGUCUGCUGCUGCAAAUAGUCUAUGGAAAUUAUGAGAGUAAAAAACACAAACAGGGCUUCCUAAAUGAAGAAAAUUUAAAAUCUAUCGUACCAGUGACCAAAUUAAAAAGUAAGGCACCCCAUUGGACCAACCGAAUACUACAUGAGUAUAAGAGUCUCAGUACUAGUGAGGGUGUGAGUAAAGAGAUGCAUCACCUGCAGCGCAUGUUUUUGCAGAACUGCUGGGAAAUUCCUACCUACGGAGCGGCUUUUUUCACAGGACAGGUAUUCACAAAGGCAAGCUCAAGUAAUCAUAAAGUCAUCCGAGUGUAUGUAGGCAUAAACAUCAAAGGAUUACAUCUUCUCAAUAUGGAAACAAAGGCUUUACUCAUAAGUUUAAAAUAUGGCUGCUUUAUGUGGCAGUUGGGAGAUGGAGAUACCUGCUUUCAGAUACAUAGUCUGGAAAACAAAAUGAGCUUUAUAGUCCAUACCAAGCAGGCAGGUCUCGUCGUCAAACUGCUGAUGAAAUUAAGCAGCCAGUUGGUGCCUAGUGAAAGAAAUGACUGAAAUAAAUGGAGAAUGGUUAUACAGUUAAUUGCAUUAAGCAAAUAUAAGGUUUGCAUAUGUAUGAAUUGGACAGGAUGAAAUAUGUUGUCUUUGUUAAAAAGUUCUGUUGUUUAUUUGUAAAACAUGUAACCUGGCAGUUAUGUUGAUAUAAACCUUUUGAAGUUUUAUUUGCAAAGUCAUGAGAAUCCUCAAUUGGACAAGUAUUACACAAAGAAAAA
This is a messenger RNA of Elgaria multicarinata webbii, 2528 nucleotides long. It is a transcript of the gene KRIT1, whose product is annotated as KRIT1 ankyrin repeat containing. NCBI's taxonomy places the organism in Eukaryota, Metazoa, Chordata, Lepidosauria, Squamata, Anguidae. Gene Ontology annotation, cellular component: cytoskeleton; plasma membrane. Gene Ontology annotation, biological process: negative regulation of angiogenesis; cell redox homeostasis; regulation of establishment of cell polarity. The record is from RefSeq and is a predicted model, not a curated record. The coding region runs from base 100 to 2310 and encodes 736 amino acids. The transcript has 17 exons. Gene Ontology annotation, molecular function: protein binding.